Messenger RNA from Exophiala xenobiotica, 2007 nucleotides. RefSeq lists its product as uncharacterized. Lineage: Eukaryota; Fungi; Ascomycota; Eurotiomycetes; Chaetothyriales; Herpotrichiellaceae. The coding region runs from base 463 to 2007 and encodes 514 amino acids. Gene Ontology annotation, biological process: DNA-templated transcription. Gene Ontology annotation, molecular function: zinc ion binding; DNA binding. The transcript has 4 exons. The record is from RefSeq and is a predicted model, not a curated record.
AUCAGCAAUGACAUACUCAUGUUAUCGCAACGACCUUGAGAGUCUUCACCUCGUGAUUGUCUUGAUAUGCACCCUCGAAAGAAACUCCGGCGUGCAGUACAUAGCUGUCUCGAAUGUCGGCGGCGGAAGAUUCGCUGUGAUUUGACUACAAUCAGUCCAAUACUUGUUCCAACUGCGCAACACGCAACAUCUCCUGCGAGAAAGUAGCAAAUGAAUCGACCGAAUCGGACGUGCACGCUCUGCAAGCGAGGCUGCAGAGGGUAGAGGGUAUUCUGGAUAAUUUGAGGAAUCAAGAAAUUACGGGUGUCCAGCCUGGUGCUUUUACAGCCUUUCGGUCCAGAACCUGGUCUGGGCAGCACGCCGAUAGAUCCUAAUGACAAACCACCGCUUAUUUCCCUCUUCGACAAUGCCAUCUUUGGGAAUCAAGACCGGUCCCCUUCAACACAUGGCGCUGAAGCCACGAUGUCUGUCCCAACCGCUGACGGCUCUGGAUAUGAGCGAAAUAGUAAGCUACGCCUCACUUUGCUCAGUCUUUUACCCUCUCAACAUGACGCCGACUUAAUCGCUACCUCCACGAAUGCGUGGGGUCUCAGGCAUGUGCUGGAUGCUGCAAGUCAUCGCCUCUUUGAGAGCGAGAAGGACCAGGCCGCUUUGGACCUCGCAUCUGUUUCGGAAGGCACACCUGUUGACAUUGCACGAAGUCUGCUAUAUUUAGCAGUAUGCCUGCAACAGCUUCCACCUGAGUUUGAUUGCAGCAAGUUGCAGAUCACGGGUACGAUUGAUGAUGCUCUACGCAAGUACCUCACAACCGUGGGGGAUCUUGUCACUUGCAAGGACGACUUGGCAUGCUCGACGGAGGGGCUAGAAUGCUUGCUCCUCCAAGCGCUGUUCUACAUCAACAACAGCAAUCUUCGUCGGGCAUGGCUGGCCGGACGUCGAGCUGUUAACAUCGCGCAGUUUCUUGGAUUCCACAGACGCUACUUAAGUUUCGUACGGGGACGCAACAAAGCCGAAGAAAAGGAGGCCGAGAAGCAAAAGGCCUUGAUGUGGAUGAAGGUAAUUAUGGUUGAUCGAUACCUUGCGCUUCUCUUGGGACUUCCGUGCAGUGUUGGGGAUGAUUGUUUCGGUGAAUGGAGAGAUGUCCAGGAGCCUAUUGAAGACAUUGGCGACGUCUUGGGGCGGAGACUAUGCCUUCUCGCUGGUCUCAUUACAACGCGCAACCAAAAGGAGCUGCCCCAGAGCUAUACCUCGACUCUAGAGAUUGACGAACAGCUCGAACAGCUCGCAAAGGAGUCACCUGAGAGCUGGUUCUCCAUCCCACCAUUGUCGCCUGGAGUACGCUCGACCGAAAAUGCCGAUGCCAUUGAUCUGGUCGCAAAUCAAAUGUGCUGUCUGACUGCAUCAAAGGAGAUACUUCUACGAUAUCUCGCUAUUCGCACCACUGAUAACACUCAACUCCAUGCCAGGGUGGUAGAUUUUACCACUGUGGUCGCCUCAGUCAUUCUCAUCCUGAACUUGGUCGGAUGUGCUCGGAAUGGCGAGCUCCCACAUGCUGAGCGAACGCAGAAAGAUAGUGAUUUGAGGCUGGUGAGUCAAGUCCUCGAGUCGAUGCGACUUGUGGCUCGUGGCAGAAGAGAACUCAUGGCUCGUCAAGGAGUCCAGGUUAUGGAAGCACUACUUGCAAUUGACACUACCAGUAUCAGCGUGGAAAACCCAAUAAGGCUGACCGUACCCUUCAUUGGCUCAGUUACCGUCUUCAGAAACAGGCCUUCUGAGGUCGCUCUCCAGAAACCAUCAAAUCACGGCAAUGAUUUCGAUGUGCCUGACCACGCAAAUCCGACGCCCCCUGGUUUUGCGGAACACUUUUAUACCUUGCAUGAAUUGUACUUCGAGCAAACCACCACGUCCGAGCCAAGUUGGUUCCCUCCUCUUGAGGCUUGGGAUUUUGACAGCUUCAACGAUACAAGCGGUCGAGAUUCGUGGAGUCUUUGGGACGUUACUGGCUGA